CCCUUGAUUUGUACUGUUCAUUCAAUGACGUGGAUCCCGCAGUACCCCUCAGGUUCGCCCAUAAAUAUGAGCCUCCUACGCUGCCUUUCUUCCCUUUUCUCCUCCUUUCCUCCCUUUCCCUUAUAAUUUUAGAAGCUUUUGAUUUAUUUUUUAUUUUGUUUCGAUAAUUAUUAGUAGUAGUACUAAAGCCAUGUUGUAAACUGUUCCGGCCAUGUUUUCCUCCGGUUCAAAGUUCGACAACUAUCCUUUUCCGGCUUUUGAAAACGGCUUCACGCCGUGGGAUCAUUGCCCGGAGCUUUUCUCCACUUUCCAAACAAUAGAACCCGGCGCAAUAUUGGGUUACGUUCUAGAUGAACCAACCCCAGACCAAAACAACUCGAACUCUGGCUCGGAAGAACCGAACCAACCGGAUUCCUCCCUCGUCGACGAACGGAAGAGGAGACGCAUGAUAUCCAACCGGGAAUCGGCCAGGAGGUCACGGAUGCGUAAACAGAAGCAUUUAGAAAACUUAAGGAACCAGGUGAACCGGCUUCGAGCCGAGAACAGAGAAUUGACCAACCGGCUGAGGUCUGUUCUUUACCACUGUCACCGUGCAACGACGGACAACGAUCGACUCCGAUACGAACACAGUUUUCUCCGACGAAAAUUAUCGGACAUACAUCAGAUUCUCACGUUGAAGCAAUUGCAGCAGUUUUCAUCUGCAUGGCCAUUCAAUAAUGUCGUUACUGUCAUGUCCGAUCGAACCCCACCAUUAAUCACUUAAACAUGCUUACAAACACACAUAUAUAUAUGUAUGUAUAUAUAAUGGUGGGUUUAAUUACUUUUGGGGUAUAUUAAUAAUUUUGCAAAGUGAGAGGACGAAGAAGAAAAAAUGGUCUGUUUUAAAAACCAGAGUAUUUUAGUGUAAGAAGAGAUAGUGCAGUGU
This is a messenger RNA of Hibiscus syriacus, 925 nucleotides long. RefSeq names its product bZIP transcription factor 11-like. NCBI's taxonomy places the organism in Eukaryota, Viridiplantae, Streptophyta, Magnoliopsida, Malvales, Malvaceae. Gene Ontology annotation, biological process: positive regulation of DNA-templated transcription. The transcript has a single exon. Bases 212 to 763 code for a protein of 183 amino acids. Gene Ontology annotation, cellular component: nucleus. Gene Ontology annotation, molecular function: DNA-binding transcription factor activity; transcription cis-regulatory region binding. The record is from RefSeq and is a predicted model, not a curated record.